Messenger RNA from Ceratotherium simum simum (southern white rhinoceros), 5337 nucleotides. The record is from RefSeq and is a predicted model, not a curated record. NCBI's taxonomy places the organism in Eukaryota, Metazoa, Chordata, Mammalia, Perissodactyla, Rhinocerotidae.
UCUACGACUCAAGUAGCAGCAACAAUGGGAUUAGAAGAUCAUGUAGUAUUUUUCAGGAAAAUGACAAAGUUAAUUUUGAGUGAAAUGCCAAAAGCCACGUAUUCCAGUUUAUUAAAUGAUUUUGUUGAAUCUAAUUUUUUUGUGAUUGAUGGUGAUUCCUUGCUUGUCACAUGCCUAUGUGAGAAAUCAUUCAAGCAGGGACAGAAUCUCCACUUCUUCUACCUGGUUGAAUGCUAUCUUGUGGAUCUUAUGAGUAAUGGAGGACAAUUUGCCGUAGUUUUCUUCAAGGAGGCUGAAUGUGCAUAUUUUGAUUUUCCUGAACUUCUUUCGUUGAGAACUGCUUUAAUUCUCCAUCUUCAACACAAUACUAGCAUUGAUGUUCAAACAGAGUUUUCCAGAUGCUUAUCACUAGACUGGAAAUUAUUCUUGGAAGCUUAUCCAUAUUUUCUGAUAGUUUCAGAGGAAGGCCUGAAUGAUCAACAAACGUCCCUUUUUAACUUCUUAAUCAUACACUCCUGGGAAAUGGGAGUCAAUGUUGUGCUUUCCUCAGGGCAAGAAUCUGAUAUUCUCAGACUUCAUGCAUAUGUUAUGCAAAGCACAGGCAGAAACAAACAGUUUUCUAAGGAGAAUGAAACAGUGAUUUGGAGUGCAUAUGAAAGCCUCGUGCAACACUUGGAAGAAAGGAGGAUUUUAGCAUUAGCAUCUCACUUUGGGGGUUUAAGAUGGAAAGAUAUGAUGGAUGAGGCAUAUCAGACUAUGUCUCUGCUUCAGCACCUGUGGCCAGAAGGAUCAGACAUCAGGCGUGUUGUGUGUGUUACUUCAUGUUCCUUAUCCUUGAAAAUGUACUAUCAUUUUUUAGGAAAUAAAAAGAACACAGCCUCUGGUCAGGAAACCAACAUUCAUCAGGUGAGCAGUAAUUGCCUACCCCUGCAGGAGGCAGAAGAUUUGUGUAGACUGCAUUGUCUCUGUCUGGCCUUUCAACUCCGCUUACCUCUUUCUCAGAGAGCUUGUUCUCGAGUCAUCAUCUCUCCUUGGAUUAAGAACGUCUGUACUUUCUUAAAAAUGAAAAAGUGGUGUGAAUAUUUCAUUUUGAGAAAUCUGAACAUUUUUGAAUGUUGGAAUCUGAAUUUAAAUCUUCUUUCUGACUUAUGUGAUGAGCAUUUGUUAAAGAAUAUUGCCUUUUACUAUGAAACUGAAAAUACUCAAGAGCUACGUUUGAAUUUGGGAGAUUUCAUUAAGAGUGAUUACAGACAUCUGUGGAAUUUUGUGUCACAACUGGUUAAAGAAUUUUAUGUUGGAAAGCCUUUUCCUCUGAGAACAACAAGAACAUGUUUUCUUAGCAAGAAGUUAUUGCCAAUCCAAGAAAUCUCCUUGGAAAAGAUGCCUAAUUUGGGUUUUAUUCCUAUGACAUCUGCUGUAAUUGAUAAGUUCGUUGGAGACAUCAUGAAGGAUUUGCCUGUUCUAAAGAGUGAUGAUCCAGCUGUUACUUCACUGGUUAAACAAAAGGAACGUGAUGAACUUUUGCACUGGCAUGCUCACAGACCCCUUAGUAAUGACUAUGACAAGACCAGGUGUCUCUUUGAUGAGAAAUUUAGAGACCCACCUGUUUUUAAUGUGAAAAAGAAUCAGAUUUAUCCACAAUUUUAUGGGAAAUCGUUAGAAUCAGUCUCUUCAAAAGUCAUUGUAACUCAAACUACCCAGCCAAAAGAGGAUUCCAGGGGAGCCAAUAGUGGACUAUUACAGGAUGCUAAACCUGGGAAAGUUACUAGAAAGAAGAAAAGAUCACUUCUCAAAGAUCAGAAAGAACAACAACAAUGCAAUGAUCUGUUAUUUUCUAUUGAAAAGGAGACGAGAGAGAAUCUAAACUCUGGAAUAAAGAACCUGGAAGAUUUUUUAAAAUCAUGUAAAAGUAACUCAGUGAAAUUUCAAGUUGAAAUGGCAGGGUUAAUUGCCUGCUUUAGAGCAUGGAAAGAACAUUGCCAAGAUGAAGGCAAAAUUUCAAAAGACUUAAGUAUAGCUGUUCAAAUGAUGAAAAGAAUCCAUUCACUUCUGGAGCGAUACCCAGAAAUUUUGGAAGAGGAGGAUCAUAAAUUUAUAGCCAAAUGCCUUAAAUAUUUAGGUUUUAAUGAUUUGGCAAACUCUUUAGAUCCAACCCUGAUAACAGGAGAUGAUGAGAAAAAGAAGAAAAAGAGUAAAUAUUCAGUUGAUGUUGGACCAGCGAGGUUUCAACUGCAAUACAUGGGCCAUUAUUUGAUACGAGAUGAGAGGAAUGAUCCAGAUCCCAGGGUCCAAGAUUUUAUUCCUGACACAUGGCAGCGAGAGCUCCUGGAUGUUGUGGAUAAUAAUGAGUCAGCGGUGAUUGUUGCCCCAACGUCCUCAGGCAAAACCUAUGCUUCCUACUACUGCAUGGAGAAAGUGCUGAAGGAGAGCGAUGAAGGGGUGGUUGUGUAUGUCACACCAACGAAGGCCCUUGUUGGUCAAGUGGCAGCAACUGUUCAGAAUCGUUUUAUCAAAAAGUUACGGCCUGGCAGAGUUCUAUGUGGUGCUUUCACGAGAGAUUACCAUCAUAAUACACUCAACUGUCAGGUACUUAUUACAGAGCCUGCAUGCUUUGAAAUUCUGCUGCUUACUCCUCGUUGCCAAAAAUGGGUGAAAAGGAUCAGAUAUGUUAUAUUUGAUGAGGUUCACUGUCUUGGUGGAGAAAUUGGAGGAAAAUUUUGGGAGCAUCUUCUUGUCAUGAUUCGAUGUCCCUUUUUGGUUCUUUCAGCUACUAUAAGUAACCCUAAGCUUCUCACUGAGUGGCUUCAAUCAGUAAAACAGUACUGGAGACAGGCAGACAAGAUGAUGGAAGAAAAAUUUAUUUCUGAAAUAAAGUCUGACCAAUGUCUCAACUUUCUCAAAGACAACUUGCACAUAGAUCAGUCAUAUGAAGUUAGACUUGUGCUCUAUGGAGAGAGAUACAAUGAUUUAGAGAAGCAUGUAUGUUCAAUAAAAGAUGAUGACAUUUGUUUUGAUCGUUUUCACCCAUGUGCAGCAUUAACAACAGAUCAUAUCGAAAAGUAUGGCUUCUCUUCUGAUCUUACCCUUUCCCCUCAAGAUAGUGUCCAACUUUAUGAUACCAUGGUUCAAGUCUGGGAAACUUGGCCCAGGGCUCAGGAAUUGUGUCCAGAGGAAUUCAUUCUUUUUAAGAAUAAAAUAGUCAUUAAAAAGUUGGAUGCUAGAAAAUAUGAAGAAAACUUAAAGGCAGAACUGACAAAUUGGAUUAAAAAUGGCAAAGUAAAGAAGGCCAAAAGAGUCCUGAAGAAGCUUAGCCCUAAUUUGCUGUCAAGUUCAGAAGAUAUGGUAAAAAUGUUUCCCCUUCUAGUUGAAAAGUUAGGACAAAUGGAUAAGUUACCUGCACUGUUUUUUUGUUUUAAGAGUGGUGAUGUGGAAGAAAGAGCUAGAAGCGUGUGCACUUUUCUGGAGAAGUCAGAGAGAAAAAGCUGUCCCCAAAUUGACCAAUGUUGUAGCAAUGUCCAUGACAUAAAUAAAAAACUUAACGAAGCUGAAAAUAAAAUGAAGAAACUAAAGAAAACCUUUGAAAAAGACAAGGAAAAGGCCAAGAAGUUGGAAAAGAAACUAACAUAUGGAGCUGAAUAUAUUAAUUUCCUGAAUAAUUUGAAGGAGUUUCUGAAAAUCCCUGAGGACUGCUCGUAUGCUGAUGUCAAUGCACUGCACACCGAGACUUUGGAAGUGGUGUUUAAGCGAGUACAGUUAACAAGAAAAGGCGAAGAACUGAAGGCUUUGGCACAAAGGGGUAUUGGAUAUCAUCACGAUUCCAUGUAUUUUAAAGAAAGAGAGUUCGUUGAGAUACUUUUCGUGGAAGGGUUUAUCAGGGUAGUGACGGCUACUGGAACGCUUGCCUUGGGGAUCCACAUGCCGUGUAAAUCUGUUGUGUUUGCUCAAGACUCCGUCCACCUGAAUGCUUUAAAUUAUAGACAGAUGUCUGGACGUGCUGGAAGACGAGGUCAAGACUUGCUGGGAGAUGUAUAUUUCUUUGAUAUUCCAUUGCCCAAAAUAAAAAGACUCAUCACAUCCGGUGUUCCUGAACUGAGAGGACACUUCCCUCUCAGCAUAACCCUGGUCCUGCGACUCAUGCUGCUAGCUUCCAAGGGAGGUGACCCAGAGGAUGCCACGGCAAAGGUGCUGUCAGUGCUAACGCAUUCAUUGCUGUCCUUUAAGCAACCCAGAGCCAUGGAGAUAUUGAAACUUUACUUCUUGUUUUCUUUGCAGUUCCUGGUCAAAGAGGGCUAUUUAGAUCAAGAAGGUAAUCCGAUGAGAUUUGCAGGACUUCUAUCACAUUUGCAUGGUCAUGAACCUUCAAAUUUUGUUUUUGUCCAUUUUCUUAUGAAAGGUCUUUUCCAUAAGCUCUGUCAGCCAAUCAAGAAAGGCUCACAACAAUUUUCUCAGGAUGUGAUGGAAAAGCUCGUGUUAGUGUUGGCAAAUCUGUUUGGAAGAAAAUAUAUUCCAGCAAAAUUCCAAGAGGCUAAUUUAAGUUUUCCUCCACCAGAGGUGAUCCUUGAUGAACUCCCAGAGGAUUUUAAGGCUGCUUUACAUGAGUAUAACUUGAAAGUGAUGGAGGACUUUGCCUCCUUCCUACUGAUUGCUUCCAAGUUGGCGAACAUGAGAAAUGAAUAUCGACUUCCUUUGUCAAGAAUCAAAUUCACAGGUAGAGAAUCUGAAGACUCUCAACUUGUGUCUCAUUUAAUGAACUGCAAGGAAGGAAGAGGAGCCAUUUCACCAUUCGUUUGUCUCUCGGGAAACACAGAUGGUGAUUUGCUUUGACCAGAGACUCUCAACCGUGUCAUUCUGCGGACAGUUGGUAUCAAUGGCACUCAGGCUCCUGUGCUGUGGUCACAGAAAUUAGAUAACCGAGGAAGAAGAAUGCCACUUAAUGCUUAUGCGCUUGAUUUCUAUAAACAUGGUUCCUUGACGAGAUUAGGCCGAGAGAACGGGAUGACUGUGGGACAGAUUUUAAAGCUUUUAAAAGAUUUUGCACUCAACAUUGAGACUAUCAGUGAUUCCUUGAGUGAACUAUGUGAAGAUUAGCAUGACAAUGUGGUCUUAGCAUUUAAACAACUGAGUCAACUCUUCCACGAAAAACUUCGACAAGUCUAAACUGAAAUGUGUCCAAAUCAUUUGGAAUAAUUACAUGGAAAUUUCAAGUCCAAUUUUGUGAUUUUCAUCCCUUUCCUAGAAGGAUAUAUUUGAGCCUAUACAAUGAAAUGGAAAGAGGAUUCAUCAUGGAGUCAUACAGAAUUGAAUUCAAAUAUUAGCUCUGCUAUUGUUUAGUUGGAU